Messenger RNA from Aspergillus heteromorphus CBS 117.55, 1467 nucleotides. Its product is annotated as OTU domain-containing protein. The record is from RefSeq and is a predicted model, not a curated record. Gene Ontology annotation, molecular function: cysteine-type deubiquitinase activity. NCBI's taxonomy places the organism in Eukaryota, Fungi, Ascomycota, Eurotiomycetes, Eurotiales, Aspergillaceae. Gene Ontology annotation, biological process: protein deubiquitination. The coding region runs from base 1 to 1467 and encodes 488 amino acids. The transcript has 3 exons.
AUGGCGGACGUUCAAAACGGUGGCAGAAUCGUGCCUAUAGUUGCAACCCCCCGGCAACUCUCGCGCUCCUCCACGGACGAUUCUCUCUCCAAACCACUUCAAUCACCCUCGGAACCACAUCCAGAAGCUCAAGCUCAAGUACAAGCUCAAGUACAAGCUCAACCGCCCUCGGAAGACAUGAAGUCAAACCGCAAAAGCCGCAGCAAGACUACCGAGGCAGAGAGUCUGGAACUCGCCUGUCUCAAAGAGCUCGAUCUCUAUGCUCUUCCCACUGAAGGGGACGGCAAUUGCCUAUACUACGCGCUCUCCGACCAGGAGUACGGAGAAUUCACUCACGCCGACGACAUUCGUAUCCGCCUCGCGGACCACAUCGCUGCCAAUAAGGGGUACUUCAUGAGCUUCGUCUCUGCCAGUGGCGGGGAGCGCAGGGCCCCUCGACGUGCCGCUGCCGUUGCCGCCGCCGCCAUGUACACCAGCUCUUCUUCGUCCGCGAGCCCGGCGCCUCCCUCAGACCAGGAUAAGGAGCGGACCUUUGAUACUAAAGUGGCUGAGUCCCGCAAGAAGGGCGUCUGGGGUGGAGCUCAAGAGAUUCAGGCCUUUUGCCAGUCUUUCAAGAAAGAUGUCAAGGUCUAUACCAUGUACGGCAUCCAGACGUUCCGCGAUGUCCAUGCUCCUCAGGACGAGGUGAGAGAGGUCGUACAUAUUGCAUAUCACGAAUUCCAACACUACUCCUCCGUACGAAAUGUCAAAGGGCCUCACCAGGGUCUGCCAUGUGUCUUGAAGGCCGACGAAGUGGCUGAAAAAGCGGCGUCGACCACCCCUACCACCGUGGACGUGGCUACCCCGUGGAAGAUCUCCGCAAUCCAGGAGGGUCUUGGGGGCAAGUUUGACCAAGACACCAUCGUGGAGAUGCUACAGCAAUGCCGCGGCAACAUCGAUCGGGCGUUCAUGAAUCUCCUCGGGGACGGCACCGGUACCUCUCUCGCAGACGCCCCUGCGUCGAAGGCGAUCAUGAAAUCGCGUCUGCAACCCUCCUCGCGGUCUUCCUCCCCCUUCAGCACCGGAAGCAAGCGCUCGGCCGACGAGAGCGACUCGGAAGAAAACCCGCGGCCUGCCGUCCGACGCACCCGGGUGCGCGAGACCAAGCGCCGGAUCCUCCCAGACGUCACGGUCGGGAUCGCCUUCCGGGACGAUCAGAACGACCUGGUGUCCCUGCGCCUGCGGGUGAGCCCAGAUACCGGGGUACAGAGGCCCUCUGUCCGCCCGACCGCGGAGCAAACAGAGGGUGGCUCGCCGGCCUCCGCCCCCGAGCCAUCCUCUGCCGCCGACUCGCCCGCGCGGGAUAGAAAGCUGCGGCUGCGUUCGAAAGCGGCCUCAGCCGAGGCUUCCAUCCCCGCGGGCGAGUCGAGCAUCGACCCAAAGCCUCCGAGGCGGAGCAAGCGACUCUCGAGAACUCGUCCGGCCUAG